UACUGCACACUAACAUUAGGGACGGUUCUUAGGAAAAGCGUGGGCACGGCCAACACAGAUGAAACCAGAAAGCCAAACUGACGUUCCCGCGGGAGUCAGACGAAACCCUAGCUCUAAGCCAUUGCCGUUCAUCCUCAAUUAUACUCACAUAUCCAACAUCAACUAAUUAUUUUCAAAUUUUAUUUUAUAUUUUCUUUGGAUUAAUCUCCGAUGGAGCCCGUGACCUUUGUCGUUGGUCGAUUCAAAGAGUUUGGCAGAUCGACGGAGAGGUUCGUGAAGGGAGUGUUGCAGAGUUGCCUCAAGCGAGCAAGCCAAGGCCCGUUAAAAAUUGUUGAUAUACUUUGGUGAAAAAAAGAAGUUUUUGAGUUCUAAAGGGCAAGGUAUUGGGUGAGCAACCGUUUCAGAAUUUGAUGAAUACGUGUACCAGUCAAGUUGGCCAACUUAGCAAGAUUGAAACACUUAAACGUUUACAACGAGAGGCAUUUUCUGAUCUGAUGAAGCUGAGGGAAAGACAAGAUAAAGUAGAACGCAUGCUUUCCUUCUAUCAAUCUGGCAAAGGAGGCCCAUUCCAAGAAGCUCGUACCCAUAUGAAAGGAAUUAUAAAUGCAGAUGGAGCUUUGAUGUUCAUAGAGAAUGAUUAUCAGCAGGGUUCCGAUAACCUUGAUAGAUUAGGAGCAAGAAGAGGCAUCGAUCUGAGGUUUAUUUUUGAGACUUCUAUCAGGCAGAGAGAUCUACUUAUAGCAGAGUUUUUUACUAGUCACUGCAGUCUGGUUAACCACAGUAACGUGAAUGGGUGCCCGCUGGUUCUAUCAAAGUUGGUUUAUUUGGCUAACAUUUGUAACUCCCUAUCUGCUGUGUUUGCUCCCUUUGGAGCUCAAUGCACUGAAUUUGGAACAAGCUUUCAACAGGGAAGAUAUGAAAGUGCAGCCCCUUCAUUUUCUCCCCCACUGUUCCAACAAUCUGAAGGUUGUGGGCUUGGUUUCAUUGUUAAGGGACCUAAUCUUUCUGCUAGUUUAGCUGGGUUAGUUUCUGGGCUUGUUGAAGACACUAAUUUUGUCGGAAACAUCAGACAAACUAUCUUUGGGCAGGUUUCUUGUAAACCCUCUGAAGAAGCAAGGCUCACAAUGUCUGGAAUUUGGCGAACUUCCAAGUCAUCUCAGCUUUUGAAACUCGGUCCAAUGGCCUUACCGAGGGGCAACUUGAACAAGAGUACAGUAAAUGCAAGCCUUGAAGGAUCUUCUUCAGCCACUCCAAGUAAGGCAGAAUUUCUUGCAUCAUCAUCGAUUGCAUUGAUGUUAGAAUCACAGUUUAAUGAGACUAAUAAUCUUGAUUGUUGGGUUGAGAUGUGGAAAUCAAAUCCCGGUUUGUUAAAAUGGGGUAUUUCUUUAUAUGAUGCUCCUCGCGAUGAACUAGGGUGGGGUUUUAAGUUGGGUGGACAAAUUGAAGGAAAUUUCAAUCAGUUUUGGCUGGAAGGCUUUCUAAAUUUCAGUUUGGGCAAGAAAGCUGUACUGCAGCCAGGCAUUUUAUAUACUGUUAAUGGAGAAUCCAGAACUCCUGCACUAUUACUAAGGUCAAGCUGGUUCAUGUAAUUCUCUGAAUCUUUAUCUUUUCUAGUUUGAGCUUUAAUUUAUUGUAUAUAUUUAUACAUUGUAGUUUGUAUUAGAUGCAUUCUAUACUCACACAUGCAUACCUCUUUAUCAUAGGUAUAUUUAUAGGGGAAGAGAUCCAAGUUGGGAUAUCUUGAUUCAAAUUUUGUUAUUAGAUUUAUUUUAAGAUAAGUGCAAUAUAAAUUUUAUUCGAUCAA
This is a messenger RNA of Dendrobium catenatum, 1804 nucleotides long. RefSeq lists its product as uncharacterized. The coding region runs from base 411 to 1589 and encodes 392 amino acids. The record is from RefSeq and is a predicted model, not a curated record. NCBI's taxonomy places the organism in Eukaryota, Viridiplantae, Streptophyta, Magnoliopsida, Asparagales, Orchidaceae. The transcript is spliced from 4 exons.